Molecule: messenger RNA, 2668 nt
Organism: Canis lupus familiaris (dog)
Lineage: Eukaryota; Metazoa; Chordata; Mammalia; Carnivora; Canidae
Product: protocadherin alpha-4-like
Biological process (GO): homophilic cell-cell adhesion
Cellular component (GO): plasma membrane
Molecular function (GO): calcium ion binding
Source: RefSeq, a predicted model, not a curated record
UUUCCUUACCAUUUCUGAAAUACGGGCAUGGUAAGGUUAUUUAAGAAAAAAAUGAGGAACUCAAAUUAUUUUUUGAAGUUUGGACGGAGGCAAGAACGACACAAUAUUUGGAAAAGGCUUGCAAUAGUAUUUUCAUGGAGAGAAGAAGGUUCAGGCGCCCGGCGACUACUGCUUUCACUUCUUUUCCUCACAGUCUGGAAGACUGGGAGCGGCCACGUUCACUACUCAGUGCUGGAGGAGGCCAAACACGGCACCUUCGUGGGCCGCAUCGCCCAGGACCUGGGGCUGGAGCUGGCGGAGCUGGUGCCUCGCCUUUUCCGACUGGAGUCCAAAGGCCACGGGGACCUUCUGGAGGUAAAUCUGCAGAAUGGCAUUUUGUUUGUGAAUUCUCGGAUCGACCGCGAGGAGCUGUGUGGGAGGACUCUGGAGUGCAGCAUCCACCUGGAGGUGAUCGUGGACAGGCCGCUGCAGGUUUUCCAUGUGGAGGUGGAGGUGAAGGACAUUAACGACAACCAGCCGGUUUUUCCAAUGGCAGUAAAAAAAUUAUUUCUUUUUGAAUCCCGGCCGCCUGGUUCCCGGAUUCCACUAGAGGGCGCAUCAGAUGCAGAUAUUGGAGCGAAUUCUCUGUUGACCUACAGUCUUAACUCUAACGAUUAUUUUACCUUGGAUAUUAAAAGAAAUGAUGAGAAUAUUAAAUCCCUUGGACUCGUGUUGAAAAAAGUUUUAAAUCGUGAGGACACUCCUGAACAUCACUUACUAAUAACGGCAGUUGACGGUGGGAAACCAGAGCUCACUGGCACUACUCAAGUGAAGAUCACCAUUCUAGAUGUUAACGACAACGCCCCAGAAUUCGAGAGGACUGUCUACAAAGUCAGUUUAUUCGAAAAUGCACCAAACGGUACCUUAGCAGUGAUUGUUAAUGCCUCUGAUUUGGAUGAAGGAGUAAAUAAGGACGUCGUAUAUUCUUUCAAUACAGACACGUCAGCAGAUACUCUUUCGAAAUUCUACUUAGACCCAGUGAAUGGAUACAUCAAUGUAAAGGGUAAUAUAGAUUUUGAGGAAACUAAGUUAUAUGAAAUCCAGGUAGAAGCGACAGAUAAAGGAACCCCCCCAAUGUCAGGUCACUGCACGGUUCUGGUGGAAAUUGUGGACACCAAUGAUAAUGUACCUGAGUUGGUUAUCAAAUCACUAUCAUUACCUGUAUUAGAAGAUGCUCCCCUCGGCACGGUCGUCGCCCUAAUCAGCGUGUCCGACCGUGACUCUGGCGCCAACGGGCAGGUGACCUGCUCACUCACACCCCAAGUCCCCUUCAAGCUGGUGUCCACCUUCAAGAAUUACUAUUCGCUGGUGCUGGACAGCGCCCUGGACAGAGAGAGCGUGGCGAACUACGCUCUGGUAGUGACCGCACGCGACGGAGGCUCGCCUUCGCUGUCGGCCACGGCCAGCGUGUCCGUGGAGGUGGCCGACGUGAACGACAACGCGCCGGCAUUCGCGCAGCCCGAGUACACGGUGUUCGUGAAGGAGAACAACCCGCCCGGCUGCCACAUCUUCACGGUGUCGGCGCGGGACGCGGACGCGCAGGAGAACGCGCUGGUGUCCUACUCGCUGGUGGAGCGGCGCGUGGGCGAGCGCGCGCUGUCGAGCUACGUGUCGGUGCACGCGGAGAGCGGCAAGGUGUACGCGCUGCAGCCGCUGGACCACGAGGAGCUGGAGCUGCUGCAGUUCCAAGUGAGCGCGCGCGACGCGGGCGUGCCUCCCCUGGGCAGCAACGUGACGCUGCAGGUGUUCGUGCUGGACGAGAACGACAACGCGCCCGCGCUGCUGCCGCUGCCCCUGCCCCUGCCCCUGCCCGGGGCGCGCGGCGGGGGCGGCGCGCUGAGCGAGCCGGUGUCGCGGGCGGUGGGCGCGGGCCACGUGGUGGCCAAGGUGCGCGCGGUGGACGCGGACUCGGGCUACAACGCGUGGCUGUCGUACGAGCUGCAGCCGGCGGCGGGGGGCGCGCGCAGCCCGUUCCGCGUGGCGCUGUACACGGGCGAGAUCAGCACGACGCGCGCCCUGGACGAGGCGGACGCGCCGCGCCAGCGCCUGCUGGUGCUGGUGAAGGACCACGGCGAGCCGGCGCUGACGGCCACGGCCACUGUGCUGCUGUCGCUGGUGGAGAGCGGCCAGGCGCCCAGGCCGUCGUCGCGGGUGUUGGCGGGCGGCGCGGGCGCGGGCGCGGGCGCGGGCGCGGCGCUGGUGGACGUCAACGUGUACCUGAUCGUCGCCAUCUGCGCGGUGUCCAGCCUGUUGGUGCUCACGCUGCUGCUGUCCACGGCGCUGCGGUGCUCGGCGCCGCCCAGCGAGGGCGCGUGCGGGCCGGGGAAGCCCACGCUGGUGUGCUCCAGCGCGGUGGGGAGCUGGUCGUACUCGCAGCAGAGGCGGCAGAGGUGUGCUCUGGGGAGGGCCCGCCCAAGGCCGACCUCAUGGCCUUCAGCCCCAGCCUUCCACCCGGUCCCAUUGGCGGAGACAGAGAACAGCUGAAUGUGGAGGUUGAUCUUUCUCCUAAACCACGACAGCCCAACCCUGACUGGCGUUACUCUGCCUCCCUACGAGCAGGAAUGCACAGCUCUGUGCACCUAGAGGAGGCUGGCAUUCUACGGGCUGGUCCAGGAGGGCCUGAUCAGCA